CAGGCAGGAAUUUAGUGUAAAUACAUUGAACAUACGUCUUUACCAUGUUUAUUUUGCUCCAUGAAAAGGAGAGGUUUCAAGGGAGGUGCUUUCUGUCUCUCUCUCUGACUGCUGUAAACGUUUGUGUGUCUAUUUACUUUGAACACGUGUCACUCAAAAGAAGGUCCUGAGAGAGAGAGAGAGAGAGAGUUUGAGAAUUACCUACAGAGAGAAAGAGAUGCCCUUUUUUUCCUUUCUCAGUGUGGAGUAAUCUUCAAAACCCAGCCUUUCCAGCAAUACCCAGUUGCUAUAGCAUACUUUCCGUUUCUUGUUACCCUCUCCAUUUAACCUGUCAUUUUCUUGAGAAAUUUAUCUGUGUAGACCAUACCCGGAUAAAAUCAAGACUUGAAUUGCAGAUUUUGAAGCGUUUCUGAGAUGGGUUUUUCAGAUGCAAAAUUGGGCUCAAGUGUUUGUUGAAAGACCGAGGUGAGAGUUUGACUGUAGUGAAUUGGAGUUCUUUGUAAUAAAAAUGAGAGAUUUUCCGUCUUGCUUUGGUGAAAAUGGGGUGCAAGUAGCUGAUUCUUCAUCUUCAAAUACUAGUAAAAAUGCGCAGAAUUUGGUUACUUGCGUGUAUCAAUGUCGAAUUCGAGGUCGCUUUUGCUUGAUCACUAUUACGUGGAGUAGGAAUUUGAUGGGUCAAGGCCUAAGUGUUGGAAUGGAUGAUUCCGCUAAUCACUGUUUAUGCAAGGUUGAUAUUAAACCCUGGUUGUUCUCGAAAAGAAAAGGGUCCAAGAGUUUAGAAGCAUAUUCUUGUAAAAUUGAUAUAUAUUGGGACCUUUCAUCGGCUAAAUUUGGAUCUGGGCCUGAACCGUUAGAAGGAUUUUAUGUGGGUGUUGUUGUUGACAGGCAAAUGGUUCUCCUUCUAGGGGAUAUGAGAAAAGAAGCUUUCAAAAAAACUAGUGCUACUCUCACUCCUUCUAAUGCUGUUUUUGUUUCCAAGAGAGAACACGUGUUUGGCAAGAAGGUGUUUAGCACCAAGGCUCAGUUUUGCGACAAUGGUCAAAUUCAUGAUCUUGUGAUUGAAUGUGACACAAUCGGUAUCAGUGAUCCUUGCCUUGUGGUUCGGGUGGAUUGCAAGACUGUGAUGCAAGUGAAACGGUUGCUGUGGAAGUUCCGAGGGAAUCAUACCAUAUUGGUUGAUGGGUUGGCAGUAGAAGUUCUUUGGGAUGUUCAUAAUUGGCUUUUUGGCACAUCUGUUGGAAAUGCUGUUUUUAUGUUCAAGACAUGCCUCUCAGCUGAGAAGUUAUGGUCAAGCCAAGCACUUACAGAUCCCAAUGUGUUGCCAUGGUCCUUCUCACAGAGAUUUCUGGAUUCCAAAUCGCAAAAUCUUGGUUUUUCACUGAUUUUGUAUGCUUGGAAGAAUGAGUAGAGUCAGAAAAUUUUCUUUGAGUGCUAACAGAAAAAUUAGGAGUUGUGAUUUUUAUCGGUUAUGUGAUUGAUUACACUUAGUUUGAUUCAACAGUUUUUCCCCCUUCUUUUUGGUCCUGUUGAGUUACUUGAGUAAUUAAAUUGAUACAAUUUCAUGUUUCAGUUGGCUGUAUGUCCUUUCCAAAAUGUUCCUUUAUUUUUUUUUUCUAUUUCUUCUUCUAUUAAAAUCCACUGUCAACAGAAUAAUUAAAUUCAUGGUUGAACCUUCUUUUUUUUUUUUUUUAAUUUGAGGUUUGAGUUUGUUUGUGUGAAGUGCAGCAUUUAGGACACCCUGGGUCAUUGGCUUUUGAGUUGAAUUCUCCCUUACGAUCAAUCUUUGCAUGCUUUGUCUUAGUCACAACUCACAAGUAUGUGCUGCUUUUCCUAGAGAUAUUUCAAUUAAUGCCAACGUUGCUUCUUGUUGAUUUACCAUUUGUUGGGAAUUUUGAUUCAUGCCUUUGUGUUGCAGGUGCCCAUUUAUUGCAUCUUGUUGAGGAAGAAAAUUUCAAGAUCACAGCAUGCUUCCAGACAUCCAGUUCAUAUGAGAUAAAUGAUCUUAUCUUACUAUAAUGUUGCAUGGGCACUUAAAAAUAUGUGAAUGAUCCAAUAUGGUCAUGUAAAUUCUGCCAUUGAUGGAUAUUGGUAUGAAAUUCUGACCUCAUUAUUAUUAUUAUUAUUAUUAUUAUUAUUAUUAUUAUUAUUAUUAUUAUUAUCAUCAUCACAUUGCUGAGUAGUAUCCAUGAAACUAUCAUGGAUAUGUUAUAUACUAUACUCAAUUAGCCAUCUCUUAUAGACAGCCUAGCCUGAUUCUGGGCUUAUGCGUCUCCUAAUACUAGAAUGUUCUACUCAAAGAUGAAUAUCCAUGACAACAUAGUUUACUAUAUGCUGAUAUGUCCGCCUGAUUCGUUGUCUAGGAUCUGAUGUAGCUUUUGACUCUGUAUUAGUUCUGCAGUGGAUGUAAGUGUGUUCUCUUACUACUUUAGCCUUUGCAGUUAUAUUAAUUUUCCCUAGUUUAUUUUCUUCAUCCACGCAAAUAAUAUUUCAUUGCUGGUUUAUUGAAUUUGCCAGUCUUAUAUCAAGUUUUGUGGCUACCUUCUAAUUAUCAGACCAUUUAUGUUUUAAGGAUGAUAUUUAUGUUAAACAAAUGCACAUAUAAUGUGUGUGUGUGUUUCUGCUUAGGUUUAUCAUCUUCUGAAACGGUCCCCACGAUAGUUGUAUGUGAGGCUUAUCAAGCCUCAUUGUCCAAUAACUUGGAGUUUCAAAAUUGAACACCCUAACAAGGUGUUAGAUUUUGCUAUAUUUCUAAGCCCAUUUAUAGUCACUGUUGUCCUGUCUAUUGUGUUCAUUUAAGUUGUGAAAUCUUUUACGCAGAAUUUAAAACUCUGUUAUCUAUCAGAAUUGGUUCUAGUACAGUAAAGGACAAUAUGUUGGAAUCUCAGUUGGCAGCUUGCCGUCAAGUGAUUGCAGUUGUGGUUGAUACACGUAUGCUUAGAUCUUGCUGUUCUGAGCCUCAUAAAUUCUUAGAUAAUGCCAAAGAUGAUAUACAGGAAUCUCAGCUAAUAGCUUGCUGUCAAGGACAGGUGAUAAUGUUUGUUGUUGAAUGUUGAGUCAUAUAUACGUUCGCUUGUUUAGAUACUGAUUUGAGUAUCUAAUUCUAAAUUUGACUUUCUACCUGACAAUCUUUGACAUUGUAAUUUAUGAAUUAUGAAGUUAAAUUUGUGACCUCA
Hevea brasiliensis (rubber tree) is the source of this 3173-nucleotide messenger RNA. RefSeq lists its product as uncharacterized. The transcript is spliced from 3 exons. NCBI's taxonomy places the organism in Eukaryota, Viridiplantae, Streptophyta, Magnoliopsida, Malpighiales, Euphorbiaceae. The coding region runs from base 509 to 1408 and encodes 299 amino acids. The record is from RefSeq and is a predicted model, not a curated record.